This is a messenger RNA of Oreochromis aureus, 4150 nucleotides long. It is a transcript of the gene fgfr1a, whose product is annotated as fibroblast growth factor receptor 1a. The transcript is spliced from 19 exons. Gene Ontology annotation, biological process: positive regulation of cell population proliferation; fibroblast growth factor receptor signaling pathway; multicellular organism development. Gene Ontology annotation, cellular component: membrane; signaling receptor complex. Bases 565 to 3075 code for a protein of 836 amino acids. Gene Ontology annotation, molecular function: fibroblast growth factor binding; fibroblast growth factor receptor activity; ATP binding. The record is from RefSeq and is a predicted model, not a curated record. Lineage: Eukaryota; Metazoa; Chordata; Actinopteri; Cichliformes; Cichlidae.
UUUAAGGGGGGAGGUGUGGAGCUGCUCGGACUCUCGUUGUUUAGCCGUACCUCUCCGCCGGGAACGGUCGAAAUACUUUCUAGGAUUGAUUUAAACGCCGUUCUUUUGUGCAAAAAAAAUAAAUAUAUGUAUAAUACUGGAGGAUAUUUCGUAUUCGGAUAUUGUGUUAGAGCGAGUUGAACAACUUUAGGACAGUUUUCUGAAGUGGGGAGACUGAAUUUCAUCGCAAGCGAAGCCUUUUGGGAUAAAGGGACUGCUGGAAACUGCUGCAUAGCCUACGCUCUCGUAGUUUCUUCGGACGUGUUUAGCCAGUUGAACUUUCCCCCCCGUCUUCUGUCGGAAAGUUUGUUUAACACAAGAAGAAGGGGCGAAAAAUAUGCGCAAACCUGUUAGCUAAACGUCGAGCUUCGUUAGCGGGACCGCACAUUAAAAGUCUGGAUAAACCGUUUUCAGUGAAGUUUUCCUCCAUCCAAUCUCAGCUCAUGAGUCUUCCUUAUCUCACCGAGGCUGGCUGUUUCACGGCUCCCCGCCAGUAAGCUGUGGACUGUGGAUGCACUGCUGCUGAUGUCCCAAACACCUGAAUGGAGUUCCCGUCGCACAAAAGCCAACAGUCGUAGCUCCGUCAGCAGGAUGCUGAUGAGGCCAAGUAUACUUCUGUUUCUGGCUUUAUUUGCUCAAGUUUUAAGGACCCAGUGCCGGCCUGCCAACGCUGAUGAAGUAUCUGUGGAAACGCAAGCCGAGCUGUACACCCUUUCCAUUGGGGAUCGUCUCGAUCUCAGUUGCUGUGCCAAGGACUACCUCCAUGCUGUCAACUGGACCAAAGACCAUGUAGCUGUAGUGGAUGGAGAACAUACACGUAUCCGCAAUGGCCAGCUGGAGAUCGAGUCUGUGGAGCUUACUGACUCUGGCCUGUACACAUGCACUACCUUUGGCAACCACAGCAUCUUCUUCAACGUGACGGUUCAUAUCUCGGCUUCAUCUGAGGAUGAUGACGAUGGUGAGGAGUCGUCAUCGGAGGAAAACAAACUGCUGGGCAGUCAAAAGCUGAUGCCAAUGGCUCCACAAUGGGCUCAUCCAGAAAAAAUGGAAAAGAAGCUUCAUGCCGUUCCAGCCAGCAAAACUGUAAAGUUUAAAUGCCAGGCCAGUGGCAACCCAACUCCGACUUUGAAAUGGUACAAAAAUGGGAAGGAGUUCAAAAGGGACCAUCGUAUUGGAGGGUUCAAGGUCCGUGACCAUAUGUGGACCAUCAUCAUGGAAUCUGUAGUGCCCUCUGACAAGGGAAACUAUACCUGUGUGGUGGAAAACAAGUAUGGCAGCAUUAAUCACACCUAUCAGCUAGAUGUAGUCGAGCGCUCUCCACACAGGCCCAUCCUGCAGGCUGGCCUGCCAGCUAAUCGCACUGUAGUAGUAGGAAGUGAUGUGGAGUUUGAGUGCAAGGUGUUCAGCGACCCUCAGCCCCACAUUCAGUGGUUAAAGCACAUCGAGGUCAAUGGGAACCGUACUGGUCCAGAUGGGUUACCUUACGUUCGCGUCCUCAAGCAUUCUGGGGUCAAUAGCUCGGACGCUCAAGUGCUGACCCUCUACAAUGUGACAGAGGAGGAGAGCGGAGAGUAUAUAUGUAAAGUGUCCAAUUAUAUAGGAGAGGUCAGUCAGUCGGCCUGGCUGACUGUCAUCAGAUAUGAACCCACAGCACCCCCACACUACUCUCCAGCCAGCCACACCUACCUGGAGGUGGUCAUCUACUGUGUGGGCUUCUUUUUCAUAGCCAUUAUGAUUGCAAUUGCAAUUAUUGUCAAGAUUCGCACCACCUCCUCAAAGAAGAGUGACUUCAACAGUCAGCUAGCCGUCCACAAGCUGGCCAAAAGCAUCCCUCUGCGCAGACAGGUAACAGUGUCUGUGGACUCAAGUUCUUCCAUCCACUCUGGAGUGAUGCUAGUCCGUCCCUCCCGCCUCUCUUCUAGUGGUUCUCCGAUGUUGUCUGGAGUGUCCGAGUGUGAGCUGCCGCAAGAUCCUCGCUGGGAGCUUCCUCGGGACAGACUUGUUCUUGGGAAGCCACUGGGAGAAGGAUGCUUUGGCCAGGUGGUGAUGGGGGAAGCGGUUGGUCUGGACAAAGAAAAGCCAAACCGUGUUACCAAGGUUGCAGUCAAAAUGUUGAAAGCUGAUGCAACAGAGAAAGACCUGUCAGACCUCAUUUCAGAGAUGGAGAUGAUGAAGAUCAUUGGGAAGCACAAGAACAUCAUUAAUCUGCUGGGAGCCUGCACACAGGAUGGUCCUCUAUAUGUGAUAGUUGAAUAUGCAUCCAAGGGCAACUUGCGAGAGUAUCUACGAGCUCGCCGCCCGCCGGGUAUGGAGUACUGCUCCAACCCUGACCAAGUUCCUGUGGAGAAUGUGUCUAUCAAAGAUCUGGUGUCCUUCGCUUACCAAGUGGCCCGGGGCAUGGAGUAUUUGGCCUCCAAAAAGUGCAUCCACAGAGACCUUGCAGCUCGCAAUGUUUUGGUAACGGAUGACAAUGUGAUGAAAAUAGCUGACUUUGGCCUAGCAAGAGAUAUCCACCACAUUGACUAUUAUAAGAAGACCACCAAUGGUCGUUUGCCAGUGAAGUGGAUGGCUCCAGAGGCUCUGUUUGACCGGAUAUACACACACCAAAGUGAUGUCUGGUCAUUUGGGGUGCUGCUUUGGGAGAUCUUCACGCUAGGAGGCUCUCCAUAUCCUGGCGUUCCAGUGGAAGAGCUGUUCAAGCUGCUGAAGGAAGGUCACCGUAUGGACAAGCCUUCAACAUGUACACAUGAGCUGUAUAUGAUGAUGAGGGAUUGCUGGCAUGCUGUGCCUUCUCAGAGACCCACAUUCAAACAGCUAGUAGAGGACCUGGAUCGUGCUCUAGCCAUGACAUCCAACCAGGAGUAUUUGGAGCUUUCAGUACCUUUGGACCAAUAUUCACCCAGCUACCCGGAUACCCGGAGCUCCACCUGCUCGUCCGGAGAGGACUCGGUUUUCUCGCAUGAUGCCGGAGCAGAGGAGCCAUGCCUGCCCAAGUUCCCUCCUCACUCCAAUGGGGCAGCCAUCAAGAAACGCUGAUACCUCCUGUUCUUUCAGACCAACACUGACACUUUCUCCACUCCCUGCCUCACGGGGUUGGACUCUCCCCAUAUUCCCAGAGAUGAAGCUAAAAAGAAAAAAAAAAAAUAUAUAUAUAUAUAUAUUUUUUUUUUUUUUAAACCCACUGGUGCUUUGCGGAGAGGGAGCUCGGAGACACCUUGUUGAGCUUGCUUGGAGCACAUGAACUGCAGAUUGCAGCCAUUUCCCACUUCUUGUUGGUGGCUGUGUUCAUGAGCACUUUGUAUUACCGGGACUGGCUCACAGCACCAGAAAAGAGACUGACUUUUCUCAUCACUCUGGGCAUUCCAAAGUCGGGCAGGAGGAUCGAAGGGACCGAUUAUGUUGGGGUUUUAUAUGUUUGGGUUUAUUUGUUCGUCAAUGUGUGUUUGAUCAGAGGUGAAGGGCGGCACUCUGCUUUUCAGACCAAAUCAGAGAAGAUACUACAGAGAGAUGUGCAGCACCGUGGUCCACUGCACCACUCAUUAUCAUCUUGUACAUACAGUUAGGAAUUUAUGAAUACAAAUAUAUAUUUACACUGUAUUCUUAUUUUUAUUACCAUAAUUGACGUACUUUAUUUUGUACAAGGAUGCUUCUGCUUGAUCCAUUUUUGACCUUAGUCUUUAGGGGCAGUUGUUCCAUGAGGGUAUUUUAAAAAUUGAUAACGAUUACAUGGCCAUUUUUCUUGCUCACUGUGUCACAGCUUUGAGUUAACCCCCCCAGUAUAUUGGAUGUCCUUCCAGCAGAAAAGUGUGUGUGUGUGUGUGUGUGAGUCUGAGUCUGUGUGGAAAUGGUCUUUUCAUUUAACUUCAAGGAUGGUCACAACUGUAAAUAUUUCUGGUUGUAUGCCAUGCUUGUUAAUAUCCAGAACAAUUUGCUUCAGUCAUGGACUCCCACCGUGCGUACCUUCUCAUGUGAUGAACUUGUUUCCUACUGUAAAUGCUUUAACAGGGGUUACAUUUGCUGCCAUAUAACUUCUGACAAAAGGGUUACAGAACACGUAUGUCAUCAUAAAAAAGGAUUACAUUAAAUAAAAAUGCUGUUGAUAAACAAACUA